AUGGCCAACCCAGACACCGCCAUGGCUGGUAUCAGCACGCCCGCGGCAACCAUAAUAGCCUGCCCUCUUCAAAAGGUCCCUCUUGAGGUCCUUUUGCGGAUAACGUCCUUCCUCACAACCCCCGAACUCGGCAACACCCGCCUGACGUGCCGUUCAGUCGAACAGGCUUUAUUCACUACAUUUACCAAUGAGUUCUUCACCCGCAAGCAGUUUAUGAUCUCCGAGACAAGUCUGCAGGCCUUGAUUGACAUAUCCAAGAGUCGUCUCAGUGGUUAUCUUCGGAUGGUCCACAUCGGGCUUGAUCGUUUCGCCUAUGCUCUUCAAGUUAGUGACCAAAACGCGCGAAAUAUCAGGCAGAAGCAGCUGCACGAUGGCCAGUUCUCAAUGUUGAGCACGGGUUAUCAUCGGGAUAUGCUCGCCGAAGCGUUCAGAAACCUCAGCAACCUUGAAGAUGUAGUUAUCCGCGACUUCAACUCCAACAGGCGUUCUCGCGACAACCCUGGCAAGCAAUGGACAAGCUAUGGGUCAACUACAGCGUUCAGAGAGACAGGGCAUCGUCCUGGCCAGGGAGGUGGCCAGGCUUGGGGCCCUUAUCCCUCGACAGCUUACGGAAGCUCGGUUUUUAUUUCUGUCCUUUUCGCGUUAGGACAAGCCAAUGCAAAGCCGAAGGGGAUCGAGUACAUGUCGAGAGCUAGGAAUCAUUUGCGGGACUGUGCCUUCAACAUCCCCUCCUAUAUGGAGCCCUCAGUGAUCCCGGUCCUGGAGAAUCUCGAAAAGUUGCACAUCGACAUCGAUCUACUCGGAGGAAACGACUUUCCCGUGGAUACUUCCGGCCACCCGUCCGAUAUGAUGCUGCGCGGAUUUCUCCUAAAGCUGAAAAAUAUCAAGCACCUGCGUAUCAACGAGACUCACAGUAGUGUUAACGGACCUGACAUGCUUCUCAAAUGGCUUGGGAGUGAGGUUUCUACUUCUGCUCCCGCCUCUCUUUCCGCCCCCCCUUCCGCCUCUGGCCCUGGCCCUGCCCCCGCCUCUAUCUCUCCCACCUCUGCUCCCUUAUCCUCUAUUCCUUCGCCGGAAUAUCCCCAGCUUGCAGCGCUGGAUUUUGGCAUGAUGAACGUGGAAGCACAGCAUAUACUAGCUGUUACCCGAAAGUUCUCAUCGACACUCAAGCGAUUAGAGUUGCACAAGAUUACACUUCGUCGACGCUUGCCUGAGGGUCAUACUGGCGCUUCCCCAAAGGUCAACAUGUGGAACAAAUUCCUCGAAAAGCUCAAGGAUAUCCCCAAUCUUGAUCUGCAUCACAUCAAAGUGAGUCUACCGCAACAACAUUGGACUUCACGGUCACGAUGCUUCGUUGCCUUUGAGGACACAAGAGACAAUGUCAGCCAAUAUACAGGCCCCGACUGGAAGCAUUUUGUCGAGCAUGAAAUGAGGACCAAAGUGACUGUGCAGUGGUCGCACGAAGACAGUGGUGACAGUGACGAUGACGAAGAAGAAGAAGACGAGAGUGACGGUAUUUGGGACCAAUAUGCGCUUGAUCUAUGA
Messenger RNA from Fusarium venenatum, 1545 nucleotides. RefSeq lists its product as uncharacterized. Gene Ontology annotation, molecular function: protein binding. The record is from RefSeq and is a predicted model, not a curated record. Lineage: Eukaryota; Fungi; Ascomycota; Sordariomycetes; Hypocreales; Nectriaceae.